AUGAAACAGAAGGCUCAUCACAGACCCAGACUCUUUCUUCAGCUCAAAUGUCCUCGUAAGGACGCCCAUCUUCAAGCAACACGAACAGAACGGGCAAACAGACGAACGGAACAGACGAACGGAACAGACGAACGGAACGGACGAACGGAACGGACGAACGGAACGGACGAACGGAACGGACGAACGGAACGGACGAACGGAACGGACGAACGGAACGGACGAACGGAACGGACGAACGGAACGGACGAACGGAACGGACGAACGGAACGGACGAACGGAACGGAAGAACGGAACGGAAGAACGGAACGGAAGAACGGAACGGAAGAACGGAACGGAAGAACGGAACGGACGAACGGAACGGAACGGAAGAACGGAACGGAAAAACGGAACGGAACGGAAAAACGGAACGGAACGGAAGAACGGAACGGAAAAACGGAACGGAACGGAAAAACGGAACGGAACGGAAGAACGGAACGGAAAAACGGAACGGAACGGAAGAACGGAACGGAAAAACGGAACGGAACGGAAGAACGGAACGGAAAAACGGAACGGAACGGAAGAACGGAACGGAAAAACGGAACGGAAAAACGGAACGGAACGGACGAACGGAACGGAUGA
Molecule: messenger RNA, 618 nt
Organism: Nothobranchius furzeri (turquoise killifish)
Lineage: Eukaryota; Metazoa; Chordata; Actinopteri; Cyprinodontiformes; Nothobranchiidae
Source: RefSeq, a predicted model, not a curated record